AUGAUUGGUAGGAUAAUCGUCUCGAUUGGUGGUGGACAUGCCACUGGUGUUGCUAAAAUUGCCACAGAAUUACAAGAAAAGUUGAGCAAAAUCUUCACCUCUGCGAAAAUUAGAAUCAUUGAUUUAGACGAACUUGUAUCGAAGAGAAAGGAUAAGACAUACAGUGAAGAUGACUACGAUUUCGAAGCCAUAUAUGAAGAUAUUAAUGAAGAUUGUAUGUUAUUUGAUCCCAACUCAAACUCACUCGUGUCUAUGAACCCCAACACGUCUGAUGAAGAAAAUUCUAGUGUCACUAACAAUGAUCCAGUGGAGAUUGUGCUUCUAUGUGGCUGUUACGCCCUAUAUGAUGCCAAUAUCAACAGGAUUUCCCAAUUGAAAGUGUUUUUAGACAGUGACAACGACAAGAGAUUGAUAAAUUUGAUCCAUACGAGAAACGUACAAACCCCAGAGGAAUUAUCAGUACUCAUCACAGAAUACAUGGACUGUUUGAGACCAGAAAUGGAAAAGUACAUCGAAAUCACAAGAAAGCAUGCGGAUCUGAUUAUACCUAGCUCCAACGAAAGCGUCGGCAGUGUCAUUAUUCUCGAUGGUAUAGUGAAAGUCAUCGAACAGAUCAAAGCCAGUAGUCACGGCGAGAACUUCAUGAUAGACACCAAGAAGAAGAUUUUACCACUUUGGGACUUUGAAGCGGAAAGUCUGGAUCUCGAGAAGAGUAGAUACUAUGAUUUAUCGUGA
Molecule: messenger RNA, 735 nt
Organism: Kazachstania africana CBS 2517
Lineage: Eukaryota; Fungi; Ascomycota; Saccharomycetes; Saccharomycetales; Saccharomycetaceae
Gene: DAS2
Product: putative uridine kinase DAS2
Exons: 1
Coding region: 1-735 (244 amino acids)
Cellular component (GO): cytoplasm
Molecular function (GO): ATP binding; kinase activity
Source: RefSeq, a predicted model, not a curated record